Molecule: messenger RNA, 1599 nt
Organism: Durusdinium trenchii
Lineage: Eukaryota; Dinophyceae; Suessiales; Symbiodiniaceae
Source: the annotation of a GenBank genome assembly
AUGCUUUUGUGGGAGCAGAGACCGCCACCCACUUUUGGCUUCUGGAUUUGGCUGGAAGUGCGUGUGGGUUUACGGCCUGGCGAGCUUUUCCUCGCGGAGUGGGAGGACACAUUCCAGGACUUCGUGCCAAGCCAGAGAAGCUUCGUGGGCGCAGGCAGGCUUUAUUGCAAAGGGUGCCACGAUGAGUGGGGCUGGUAUAUGAAAAGCGGGCUUCCCCGAAAGAACUUCAAGUUGAAUGCAGCUUGCGAAGAGUUGGCUCAGAGGUUCAACGUGAAGAUUCUGGGGCGCAAAGCAGACCUCGGAGCUCCUUUUCUCUGCACAGUGUGUGACCAGCGUUGCAAUGCACAAAACUUGCAACGGCAUCUGGAGACACACGUAGAAGCUUCGACCGUGAAGCUCGAGGGUGCCACGCAGACAGAGAUGUGCUGGGUCGGCCAGGAGGAAGAUAUUUAUUGUACGCCCUGUUGGGAAUUUGAAUCAGACCAGUACUAUGACGAUUGGCAGCCCUUCUUAGAUCACAUGCAGAAGGAACUGGAAGCCAGCUAUCAGAGCUUCUGUGAUGGCAACACUGGCAAUUCUAUUUGCCACAUUCGCACCAACGGUCAAACCUACCAAGUCGACCUGGAGAAAAUGGAGCAAACGAAUGCGAAGACCAGGAAGGUGCGCCGUGUUCGACGGGGUCAGAGGCCCAAUGAUGCAAUCCUACCGAUGCUUCGGCAGAAGGAGGCGAUUAUGGAAGACCUGAUCGAGACUAACCAUGGGCUCGAUGCAAAGGUCAUGUCACUGGGGGAGGAGAAUGAGAAGCUGAAGCUUCAAGUCGACGCAGCCAAGAAUGAACAUGUCCAGAAGAUGAUGUGCGCGGAGUCCUGGCGCAUGAAGGACCAGCACAAGCUGAGCGUGCGGCAAGCAAUCCAGCUCAAGGAUCCAGUCGUUGAACAAAUUCAAAGCUUGCUUCGGAGUUCAUGUCCGGACAGCCACUAUGGCCCCUGCAACGUCUUGAGAACCAUUGAAGUCCUGUCGGUGGAACAGAUCCACAACGUGAAGCUGUGGAACAAGUAUGUCUUCCAGAAGGAAGAUAUUCGAAAGGAAUGUGAGGGCAUGUCACGUUCGCCAAAAUUGCUGAUCAAGAGCGAGCUUGACCCCCUGUGGAUGAAACUGGACGAAAGCAUCAACGAGAUCGUGUGCUUGCACGGCACCACAAUGGAUAAAGUCGAUCCUAUCACAACUUAUGGCUUCGACCCGCGAUUUGCGAACACAAGCGGGCUCUAUGGUCAAGGUGUGUAUUUUACGGAUCAAAGCUGCAAAAGCUUCAAAUAUUCUGGGGCUCCCAGUGGCGGCUUGGGAUGCUUCAUCUUGAGCCGCGUUGUGCUGGGCUACCCCCAUUUUGCAGAGGGCGCCAUGAAGCAGGUGAAGGUAGAACCCGCUCGUGAUGAGAGCGAUCCUACAAAAGGACGUUGCAAUAGUGUCGUGGUUAAGCCCGGCAUCAAGAAUGGCGCGCAACAUGGAGGUACCGCAACACAGGUGCACAACGAGUUUGUGCUCUUCAACGGGCUCCAAGCCUAUCCAGAGAUGGUCAUUUGCUUCAAGACUACCCAGUGA